Molecule: messenger RNA, 1147 nt
Organism: Eurypyga helias (sunbittern)
Lineage: Eukaryota; Metazoa; Chordata; Aves; Eurypygiformes; Eurypygidae
Gene: GRB14
Product: growth factor receptor-bound protein 14
Exons: 9
Coding region: 7-936 (309 amino acids)
Biological process (GO): insulin receptor signaling pathway; negative regulation of insulin receptor signaling pathway
Cellular component (GO): plasma membrane; cytoplasm
Source: RefSeq, a predicted model, not a curated record
UUUCAGAUGUUCCUAAGCUCCAGCACUUAUCCUGAGAUUCAUGGUUAUUUGCAUGCAAAGGAGCAGGGAAAAAAAUCAUGGAAAAAAUUGUACUUUGUUUUGAGAAGAUCUGGCCUUUACUUUUCUACUAAAGGUACAUCUAAGGAGCCAAGGCAUCUGCAGUUUUUCUGUGAAUUCAGCAAUAGUGAUAUGUACAUGUCUUUGACAGGCAAAAAGAUUUCUGGAGCACCAACAAACUAUGGAUUCUGCUUUAAGCCUAACAAAUCAGGAGGAACCAGAGACCUGAAACAGCUCUGUGCAGAUGAUGAACAAAGUAGGACCUGUUGGAUGACAGCAAUUAGGUUGCUUAAGUAUGGGAUGCAGCUGUAUCAGAAUUACAUACAACCAUAUCAAGGUAGAAGUGGCUUCAGCCCUUUGAAUCUAACACCUAUGAGAAGCAUUUCAGAAAAUUCUUUAGUAGCAAUGGAUUUCUCAGGACACAGAAGCAGAAUUAUAGAAAAUCCAACAGAAGCCCUUUCAGUUGCAGUUGAAGAAGGAUUAGCAUGGCGGAGAAGGGGGUGUCUACGACUCAACUCACAUGGUAGUCCUAUUGCCAUGUCUAAUAUGGCUAUACACAGAGCUCAGUCAUGGUUUCAUCAUAAAAUCUCUAGAGAAGAGGCUCAGAGACUUAUUUUGCAGCAUGGACUUGUAGAUGGGGUAUUCCUGGUACGUGAUAGCCAGAGUAACCCCAAAACAUUUGUAUUGUCAUUGAGUCAUGGAUUAAAAAUAAAGCAUUUUCAAAUUGUACCAUUGGAAGAUGAUGGGAAGCUAUUCUAUACUCUUGAUGAUGGUCAUACCAGAUUUACUGAUCUCAUCCAGCUAGUGGAAUUCUACCAGCUUAAUAAAGGAGUACUGCCUUGCAAGCUAAAACACUAUUGCGCACGAAUUGCUCUUUAACCAAAGCAUCUGUUGUUUCAUCAGAGGGAAAGGAACAUACUAGACUACUUUUUCCCCUAAAGGCAAUUUGUAGAGUAGGAAGGGAAAAAGCAUUAUAUUGUGAAGAUUCUGUGUUUUAGCUGCAAAAAAAAAAAUUAUAGAUAAGAAAUUUGCCUUGUGAUUGUCACAGCAAAAUUAACUUUAUGUUUUAAACAAACAUUAUUUCCUAUGU